Molecule: messenger RNA, 2188 nt
Organism: Oryza brachyantha (malo sina)
Lineage: Eukaryota; Viridiplantae; Streptophyta; Magnoliopsida; Poales; Poaceae
Product: homeobox protein ATH1-like
Exons: 5
Coding region: 273-1937 (554 amino acids)
Biological process (GO): regulation of transcription by RNA polymerase II
Molecular function (GO): RNA polymerase II cis-regulatory region sequence-specific DNA binding; DNA-binding transcription factor activity, RNA polymerase II-specific
Source: RefSeq, a predicted model, not a curated record
CUGGUCUUGAUGUUCUGCAUCUUUUCUUCUUCUUUGGUGGUCAUUAGGCCUACCUGAUACUACUAGUGAGUGAUAAGUUGAUAACACUUCCCUGCCCCAAUUGUUUUCUUGUUCCUGGUAGAGGUAGACACUACCCCUGGUCUCUUUGGAAGGCUUCAUCUUUCCAUUUUAGGUCGUGCAGAAGUGUGCUCAGCAGCUGAAGGUUCCAGUGACUUCUUGGUUUGGUUUUGAUUAGUUUCUGCAAUUCUUGGAGAAUUCCGAGGCGGCUCGCCAUGAGCGGCAACCCAUCGUUCUCGCAGUUCGGGGUGGACGCCAUGAACGGGUACUUCAUGGCGGCGAGCGGCAAUGGCCUGCUCGGCGCCGCCGACGUGCCGCUGUUCCAUCCGGCCAUGGCGCCGCCUGAUCAUGGCGGCGGCGGCGGCUUUGGAUCCUCUGGCGACGCGGCGGCGAUGGACAUUGGCGUGCACUUCGCGGCGAACAACCUGGUGCUCGCGUCCCUGGCUAGCCAGCUCUUCGGCUCCGCUCCGGCGGCGCCGCACGGGCACGGUGACUAUGUCGGCGCGAGAACGCCGCAGGAGGAGGAGAUGGGCGGAGGAUAUGGCGUUGCUGCCGUCGGUGACAGCCCCGGCGCGGUGAGCCUCGCGUGCCUCGGCCAGUCGGACGACAUGGCGGUUGGUUGGUCGUCGGCGUCAAAGAAGGCGAGCUGCAACUGGAGCAACGCCGGUGGAUCAAGGACCGCCGCCGCUGUACAGGGAUCAUAUUACCUCGCCAGAGUGCCGGAGGCGGCCGGCUUUGUGUACCCGCUCGACGCCGGCCACUCCGCCGCCACGCCGGCGAGCGAGCUGUCGCUGAGCCUGUGCUCCAACUCGUCCUCGGACAGCAUGAUCAACGCCGGCGACCAGUGCUCGUCGGCAGCGAGCCGGUCCGGCCUGACGCAGAUGAGCAGGGUGGAGCCCGAGCUGCCGCUACUGCCGUACUGCCCGCAGGCCUGCUCCAGGCCGGCGACAAACUUCGCCGCGGUGGUGGCGCGCUCCCGGUACGCGGCGUUCGCGCAGCAGGUGCUCAACGACGCCGUCGGCUGCGUGCUUGCCGGCGUCGCGGACGCCGCCGCCGCCGCCGCCGACUCGGCCAGUGCCGUCGACAGCGGGUCCAGGCCGUCGAGCUGCUCGGUGGCCGGCGCGCCGUCCUCCGCCGUGAGCUCAAACAACCAGCUCAUCGCCGCCUCCUCCGGCGAGCACCCGCACGGCGGCGGCGGCGACGCCCAGAGGCUCAGGAGCGAGCUCCUCAGCAUGCUCCAGCUGAUGGAUCACAAGUACAACCAAUGCCUCGACGAGAUCCAGAGCACGACGGCGAGGUUCAACAGCCUGACGCACGCGGCGGAGCGCGCCGCCGGGAUGGGCAGCGGCGGCGGCGGCGGGAGUAUCUGCGCGCCGUUCGCGCACCGCGCCGUGUCGGCGAUGUACUACGGCCUGAGGCGCCGGAUCGCUGGCGAGAUCAUGGCCGCCGCGCCGGCCGGCGCCGGCAUGGCCUGCCGCCGCGGCGGCGAGUCGUCGUCGGCGGUGACCGGCGAGAGGGAGCGGAGCUGGGAGUCGGCGUUCAUCCAGAAGCACUGGGCGGUGCAGCAGCUCCGGCGCGGCGAGCAGCAGUGCUGGCGGCCGCAGCGCGGCCUCCCGGAGAAGUCCGUCGCCGUGCUCAAGGCCUGGAUGUUCGAGAACUUCCUCCGCCCAUAUCCCAAAGACAGCGAGAAGGAAAUGCUUGCAGCAAGGAGCGGCCUCAGCAGGAACCAGGUGUCAAACUGGUUCAUAAACGCUCGGGUGCGGCUAUGGAAGCCUAUGAUCGAGGAGAUGUGCGAGGAGCUGAAGAGGAGCUCGGGAGCCAGUGGAGGAAGCCAAGCUCUUGCAAUGGAGCAUCUGAACAGCCAAGAUGUCAUCAGUUAACCAGUAGAGUUUGGCUGGUGUGAUGAUCAAGCAUGUUAGCCGUGGAUUAAGAUCAACGACCUAUUGCCAUUGAUCGAUUUAUUUGUGAAUCCGCAAGAUGUAACUUUGGUUUAGCUCGAUGGUUUCAGUAUAUAUAAUCUAUCGGUGCAGUGAUCGAUAUUUCGCAAUAGAUCAUGAGCACCUCGAUGGAGAUGAGAUCAAUGUGAAUCGCUGAGUUCAGUCGAGCAGUGUUGCCUGCGGCUAUUCUACUA